This is a messenger RNA of Cylicostephanus goldi, 225 nucleotides long. NCBI's taxonomy places the organism in Eukaryota, Metazoa, Nematoda, Chromadorea, Rhabditida, Strongylidae. The record is from the annotation of a GenBank genome assembly.
AUGGAAUUUCCUGCUAUUUUGAUCGACUUACGUUUUCUCAAUGGUCUGCCUGAAGUGCAUUGGGAUCCAGACGAAAUCUAUAUCAAAGUUGCCGUGCAUUUCGGAGAAAGGGCCAGUAUUCGUCGGGAGUACCUGCAAAGAUACGAUGUUGUCUUCUAUGAGCGACCACCAAACAAAAAUUACUUGCUUUUCCACGACGAAGUUCCACGCAUAAUUCCGAAGUAG